Molecule: messenger RNA, 657 nt
Organism: Exophiala bonariae
Lineage: Eukaryota; Fungi; Ascomycota; Eurotiomycetes; Chaetothyriales; Herpotrichiellaceae
Exons: 1
Coding region: 1-657 (218 amino acids)
Source: RefSeq, a predicted model, not a curated record
AUGGCAAUGAUUUCUCCAGAAGCCACAGUCAAUGGUAUCAACAGCAGCAACGGCAAGCUGAUUGCGCCAGAGAAGAUAGCACAUUUUGGCCUGCGAACAACGCCUGAGAAUUUCGAAAAGAUGGUUGACUGGCAUCUCAAAUUCUUCGCUGGAAAGGUAGUCCUCAAAACGGACCAUGCUGCGUUCAUCAGGUUUGACGAUGAGCAUCAUCGGAUCGUGAUUAUUGCGGAUCAAGGGCAUCAGCAGCCCCCAGAUAAGCGAGCGGCAUGUGGCAUCUAUCACAUUUCUUUUGCUCUUAAUACGCUUGAGCAGCUGGCCACGAGCUACGAGCAGAAGAAGAAUCAGGGAAUUGUGCCUCACUGGCCUGUCAACCACGGAAUCUCUACUUCAAUGUACUAUUUCGACCCAGAUAGGAACGAAUUCGAGUUUCAGGUCGAUAAUUUUGACACCGCGGAGGAGGCUCAUGCCUUUAUGGCCACAGAUGAAUUCGCCUUGAACCCUAUUGGAGUGGAUUUUGUGCCUGAGGACUUUGUUCAGCGAGUAAGGAGUGGAAGUGAAACAGAUCAAGAGCUCAAGAGAAGGCCCAUCAUUGGCAAGAGAGGAACUCGAUGGGAAAAUUCACUAUUCUUCAAGGAGGAGAAUAAGUGGGAUAACUAG